GCGAUCACAGCUUGUUCGAGUAUCUUAGCAAACUCCGCACUUCAUUAGUUGGUGAAAUACAAUUGUUGAGUGUGGUGCGUUUAGUCGAUUUGGUAAUUUAGAGUCAGAACUGUGAACAGGUGAAAUGGUUGACGAAGGAACGAGAACUGCGGCGCAAUUGCAGCAACAGCUUGGGAGCCUAUUCGGUGCCAAGGAUAUCAUUUCGUGGGAUCUGUACGACGAAGAUGAUCGAGAGUAUCUCGUGCGAAAAAUUGAACUACUAAUACCAGAUAUUGAUAACUCGAUUGAGAACGCACAAAGAGAAAACACGCGGCUGGGAAAAUUAAGAUCCACUCUUGUAGCAGCUCUUUGGAAUCAAAGAAAAUUUUAUGGCGGCAAACUUCUGAUGUCAAUACAAUAUGUGAUUUACACGAAGGAAAUUGAAAAUGUGGAGGAAGCUGUUAAGGAAAUUGAAUACUUCGUGUAUCCGCUUUUCAGAGUGCGAAAAUGUUGCCAUGAUGAGAACAGCACAAACUGCUGCAUGAUUUUCGUUGAUGACAAUGGACGUGUUUACCAAAAUUGGGCUGACUAUAAAUCAAACAACACUCUGCCGAAAGGAAUUUUAGUCGCUCCUCGAAAUGGGUUCUAUAAUUUCGAUGAAAAGGACCGAAUUUUAUUGGAAUGUUUUCCUACCCCAGCAUCACAUUUGCUGUCUCGUGUUGGUAACGCUGCGAAUAAAACGGCAGGGAUCGUAGGAGUCGGAGCUGCGGCUGUUGCGCUUACCGCAUUAGCGUUUCCAGUGGCUGCGCCAGUUCUUGCCGUCGCGGCUGUAGCAGGUAUUGGUUCAGGAAUUUGGGGAGCAGGCGCUGCAGCUAAACGAUUAAUUGAUCGCGGAACUCACGAAGAACCGAUACACUUGAAAGAUUCUAAGGCUAGGUCUGACUGGAUAGGCGUGGCUGGAGCUGUAACUGCACUUGGAGCUAGUGGCGCAACUGCAGUCUUGUCACACCAUACUGCACUUGGUCAAACUGCUUCAGAGAUCCUUAUGGGUACAGUGAAUAGUUUGAAUAUCGCAACCAUCGCCAUCAACGGUGUAGGUGUGGGCAAUGGAGUCUUCGAAAUUAUACUAAAACGGCUUAACAAGGAGACAAUUACACCACUGGAUGUGGCUCAACUUGGUUCUUCAUUAUUCUUACUUACCCACUCCGUACAUAACUUUGAAACGGUUACGCGAAUCAUAAUUGCUCUCGAAGACAGAAGCAUAGAAAACACCCGAGAAGAGCUGAGCAAACGACAGAGGGAGCAGCUUGAUCAUGCACAUAAGAACAUUGUCAACUUGCUGGGAUCCGAUAAUCAGGGCAGAAUGGAUGUGAUUCGAGCAUUGAAUAGUAUGCCUGAUUCGAAACACCUCGACCAGCCAAUAGUACUUGACAAAAAGGACCGGAUCCAGCUGGUAGCUCGAGAAAUGGACAUAUUGGGCGAAAAGGCAAUCAGUGCAGCUAGUGAUAAAGGUCUUCUCGAGGACACUAUCGAUAAUGUUACUGUUCAUGUAGCUGACCCACAAGCUUUAGAUAAACUUUGCCGAAUCGCAAGAGACUAUUUUAUUGAACGUGGCCAGGAAAUAAGCCGACAGUUAUCCCGGUUCAUACCUUUGGAGGAAGUUUUAUGGGUUACUUAUAAAAUAGUAUAUAAAUUAUGUGAAGGGCAAGGUAUCAACGAUUUUUUGAGCAGUGUCAAUGAGACUUUUGUGACAAGGAAGAUUGAAUCGUAUUAUAAUAAGUUAAUUCCUAACUUAGGAGAGAGCAAAAAGUGCAAAGAUUGCGGAGGAUUCUACACAUUACGGCCAAUAGAAAAGAAUGAUCAGGGUGGUAGUGAUUAGGUAGAGAGUGUCGUUUCUAUUAAAGUUAUAUUGUUUGCAAUAAAAAUAAAUGUGAUUUUAA
This is a messenger RNA of Hermetia illucens (black soldier fly), 1919 nucleotides long. RefSeq lists its product as uncharacterized. The transcript has 8 exons. The coding region runs from base 125 to 1858 and encodes 577 amino acids. The record is from RefSeq and is a predicted model, not a curated record. NCBI's taxonomy places the organism in Eukaryota, Metazoa, Arthropoda, Insecta, Diptera, Stratiomyidae.